Ruditapes philippinarum (Manila clam) is the source of this 654-nucleotide messenger RNA. RefSeq lists its product as uncharacterized. Bases 205 to 654 code for a protein of 149 amino acids. The transcript has 3 exons. Lineage: Eukaryota; Metazoa; Mollusca; Bivalvia; Venerida; Veneridae. The record is from RefSeq and is a predicted model, not a curated record.
CAUUAAACAAGGGUUUUUAUAAUACUGCUUUAUAAAUAAGUCGUAAAGAUGUACAACUAUUAAGCGAUAAGGACUAUUUCAAAUUUAUGAUAAAACUUAGAUCAAAGAGGAGGUGGUGAAAUGUGUUAUUUGUUACAUCAGUUUAAAAUCCUACAUAAUGACAUUUUAACAGACAAGAGAGAGUGAGAAAACAGAAAGCUGGAGAUGGCAGAGUCUUGUGAAAAUGAGCUUUUCCGUAAAGCCAUAAUAAGGAAUUAUGUGGCAGUCAAGAAGUAUUUGCAUCCUGAUCCUAUUAUUGAUUGUGAAACAGACUUUGAAUUACUCACCGUUGCAGACAGAAAGAAUAUCAAGGGUAAGGACCCAACUGAUAAGAAUGAAACGAUAUUGAAAAACGUAAGAUCCAAAGGUGCUAAAGGUUACACAGAUUUUAAAGAGCUUCUGAGAAAGACCUGGCAGACUGACUUAUUAGAGCUGAUUGUUUGUGCAGAGAAUGGGCAGGACACAAAAGAGAUAGAGAGUCGGCUUGAGAAAACCGCAGUGUUAAGUCCAGAGUAUAUCAAACACAGAGGUGGUAAGUCAAUUGUUUUACGCUCACAGUGUUCAGAGGUGCACUUUUGUGACUGCAAGCCGUCGGUUGUUAGUUGCCUAUCAUAA